GGCCAGUCGAGGGAGCGAUUUGCCUCCACGGACCUCACGAUGUGAUUCUUGGCGAUACGGGAUCCAGCUGCGAGGCCACGAUCGGACAAGGCUACCCAUUUACCUGGGGGGCACAAGUGAUACUGCUGACUUGAUAAUACUUGCUUUGCGCUAGGAAUCUCACUGGCUGACAGCCCUCCAUUAUAAGCACACGAUUGAGUUUCUACUCGCUUGCCUUAGAACCCCCGCACCGUUUGCGCGCCCACACGAGCCCUACCACCACAACUAUGGCCUGCCUCAUCGUCUGAUUACAGCUCAUCAGCCCGCGCCUUUUCUCAGCCAUGGAGAUCAAUCAGCCCUCCUCUUCAACCUUCAUCGGCGAACCAUCGAGCACACCAACAAAGUCGUGGCACAGAAGACGGCUUUCGGGAAAUCUCCUCAUUGGUGGUCCACGAGAUGAGCAGCGAGACUUAGGUCCUCUCUCUGAUCACCGUCCAGCGACGCCUGCAUCCCUCGACAACUCUCACCACGAUGGGUUUAGUUGGUACAUGCAGCCACUAUACUACAACACGCCUCCUCCUUCGCCUCUGUCGGAAAGACGCACGAAGAUUCGGAGCGCCAACUCACCCAAUCUGCUCUCUUUUCUCUCACCUGGGCAAGACGAGCCUAUGGAUAGUCCUGGUGACUCUCGGAGCAGCUCGCCAGGUUUCUUCACAUCAAAUGCCAAGCGCUUCUCGUCACUCUUAUUUUCCCCGCUCUUUCCUUCGCCGCAGUUCAGCUCGGAUCAACUUUCAUCACCAAAGCCAUCCGCGCCUUUCGAGGUGGUCUGUUUAACGCCGUACUCGCCGUCACACCGUGGUCGGAAUCCGCGCUUGAUCGAUCUCACUAUCCAGGCACAAUCUCCUCAUCCGGACCUGUCCGACGAUCCUUUUGCACCUGAUCCCAUCGCUGUGUCGGCUUCUCCGCGGGCUCAGAAACGACCCCUUACACCACAGGCGCGCCCUGGUAGCGGAAUUUUCGCUCCAUUCAGACGGGACUCGGUCCUCUUCGUACCUUCAAAGGCGCCGGGAUCGAACGACCGUCACCCUACGACACGGCAUCGCGAGUCGCGUGCGCGCAGCAAGAGCUUCAGCGGUAUCCCGCUUGCGUGGUUGAACAACCCGCUCCUCGACGCCGACUUAGAAGUGCUACAACGCGGUCCCGAAAUUGCAUCGCCUACAGUUGAUCCGCUGUGGCAAGCUGCAGAUGAUGCGCGCACGCUUCCGAACAUUAACCCAGGAUCCAUGGAGCAUCGCACUUCAUUCCUGGGCCAUCUCAGCAUAUGCAAUCAGAAUGGUCACUCUUACGAAGAUGCUGAGGAGACGUUGCGCGAUUGUGGCAGCCAAGCUACCUUCGACAUGCAAGAUUUUUUCGAGGACAACUACUGGCGGCGAAGGAGUCAGCGCAGUCUUGAACCAGCCUGGCCAGAGUCUCUGCUCGAACAUCCGGAGGAGAGACCAACGGAGCUCGCACCAGCGCUAGAGCUCAAACAUGUAACCGAUGAUGGCCGCUUGUCAAUUCCCAGAACGCUGCUGUACGAUUUUGACCGACAUGAGCGUGAUGCGUCUCAACCUCCGAUCGACCAACUGCAAGCUCGCGACGAGCUUCGCACGCUCGGGUCGAUUCGCCGACCGCCCAUCAUCUCAAGAGAAGCACUCCAAAGCAUUUGCAGCGAGCUCCUAGCGCGCAGACAAGAGCGAGAUGCGGCAGAGUGCCUGCUGAAGAAGGGGCGUACGGGUGAGACCCUUGUCACUCUUCCAACAAGGCGAGGAGUCAGGAUAUCUAAUAGCCUACCAAUGCUAUUCAGCAUUGCGAAUACGGCAAGUGCGGUCGGUCCAAAACCGCCCGUGCGGGGGGCAGACUCUCAAAUUACUGGGAGGCGCGCGGUGUGCCGGAAGAAGAGCUUCUCAGACCUGCUCGCUGGAUGCAUGUCUUCUGUCAAGUCAACCACAAGCACUCGUUUCAAGGACUGAUCAAGGACUGAUUGGGACCCUGAAAGUGAAUAAAUCUUACAAUGGCCUAGCUAUGGUAUGUGAUA
This is a messenger RNA of Tilletiaria anomala UBC 951, 2056 nucleotides long. RefSeq lists its product as uncharacterized. The coding region runs from base 321 to 1991 and encodes 556 amino acids. The transcript has a single exon. The record is from RefSeq and is a predicted model, not a curated record. NCBI's taxonomy places the organism in Eukaryota, Fungi, Basidiomycota, Exobasidiomycetes, Georgefischeriales, Tilletiariaceae.